AGGUCUGCGCGGACAUCUUCUCCAGCUUCACCUGCGCGCGGUACCAGAAGUACGGGUGGUGCCAGAGGGAAGACAUGAAGGACGCCGUCCAGCGCCAGUGCCCCCUCACGUGCGGGCAGUGCACCAACAAGCCGUCCGCCAGCCAGUCGGACGGCGCUGGGGACGACGACGACGACGACGGCGACGGCAAGUCGGACGACUCUGGUGGCUCCAGCGACGCCGCCAACGACACCGAUGACAAGGACAGCUCCGACGACGACGAUGACUCCGACGAGUCUAAGGGCACCGACUCGAAGGACGGCCCCGCCUGCCGUUGCAUGCGCUCGUGGACCAGCCCAGGCGACGAGGGGUGCGAGAAGGAGCAGCGAUACUGCCCCGAGAAGCCUUGCGACGGCGACGCCAAGCAUUGGUGCCUCGUCGAGACCCCAGGCUGCGCCACGGAGGCCAGGGAGGACGGCGAGGGCCAAGGCUGGGCGUAUUGCAGCCCGGAGGA
Messenger RNA from Prorocentrum cordatum, 493 nucleotides. The record is from the annotation of a GenBank genome assembly. Lineage: Eukaryota; Dinophyceae; Prorocentrales; Prorocentraceae.